This is a messenger RNA of Solea senegalensis (Senegalese sole), 3103 nucleotides long. It is a transcript of the gene fdxr, whose product is annotated as ferredoxin reductase. Gene Ontology annotation, cellular component: mitochondrion. The transcript has 12 exons. Gene Ontology annotation, biological process: ubiquinone biosynthetic process. The record is from RefSeq and is a predicted model, not a curated record. Lineage: Eukaryota; Metazoa; Chordata; Actinopteri; Pleuronectiformes; Soleidae. Bases 2 to 1480 code for a protein of 492 amino acids.
GAUGAGUGGUUAUAAACUGCUGUUCUCCAAGGUGAAAUUAUGUAAGUGGACACGUCCACUCAAUGCUGGUGUAGUCAGGCGUGGAGUGGCUACUACUCCUUCCUCCUACAGCCCGAGGGUGUGUGUUGUCGGAAGUGGACCAGGAGGUUUCUACACUGCACAGCAUUUAGUCAAGGCUCGUCAAGAUAUUGAGGUGGACAUUUACGAGCGUCUGCCCGUGCCCUUUGGCCUGGUCAGGUUCGGAGUAGCUCCUGAUCAUCCUGAAGUCAAGAAUGUCAUCAACACGUUCACACAGACGGCCAAUCAUGCACGCUGUCGUUUCUACGGUAACGUGAACGUGGGGAAGGACGUGAGUGUUGAAGAGCUGCGGCGAGCCUACCACGCAGUCAUACUGAGUUAUGGUGCAGAAGGAAACAGAAGUAUGGGAGUGCCAGGAGAGGAUUUGCCGGGUGUGUACUCCGCCAAAGAUUUCGUCGGAUGGUACAACGGAUUGCCACGCUGUCGAGAGCUGAGUCCGGAUCUCAGCUGUGAAACUGCAGUUAUUCUGGGACAAGGUAACGUUGCCCUUGACGUAGCACGUGUCCUGUUAUCGCCCCUUGACAUUUUAAAGAAGACUGACAUCACUCAGCCAACUUUGGAGGCUCUGGCGGAGAGCCAGGUCCGCAGGGUAUUGAUAAUUGGCAGAAGAGGUCCAACACAGAUCGCUUGCACAAUCAAGGAGCUCAGAGAGAUGGUGAACCUGCCGGGUACCAAACCUGAGAUGGUGGCGGCAGACUUUGAGGGUCUGUCAGAGGCUCUUAAAGAUGUGCCAAGGCCCAGGAAGCGUCUGACAGAGCUGUUGUUGAAGACGGCUGUGGACGUCCCCGGUGAGAAAGAGCAGGAGAGAAGAAGCAAGGCGUCCCGCACCUGGGGCUUCCGAUUUUUCCGGAGUCCCGUCGAAGUCCUCGCGGACACAGAGGGCGGGAGAACUGCAGGGAUCCGACUGGCGGUCAAUAGGUUGGAGGGUUCGGGCGACGGAGCCCGCGCCGUGCUCACUGGAGAGGUGGAGGAUGUGAGCUGCGGCCUGGUCAUCAGCAGCAUCGGCUACAAGAGCAUUCCCAUCGACUCAUCUGUGCCAUUUGACUCCCACAAAGCCAUCGUUCCCAACACCAUGGGUCGCGUUCAGCAAACUACAGGUCUAUAUUGCAGUGGCUGGCUGAAAACUGGCCCGACCGGAGUGAUCGCCACUACAAUGAACAACAGUUUUGACACCGCGCGGUCCCUGGUGGAGGACAUGGACUCGGGGACGCUGGAUGUGUCUGCUGCGAGGCCCGGGUCCCAAAGCAUCUGUGCUCUGCUGGAAGAGAGAGGAGUGAAACCGGUGACUUUCUCCGACUGGGAGAAGAUCAACAGCGUGGAAACAAGGAGAGGUGAAGCUGUGGGAAAACCCAGAGAAAAACUCCUGAGUGUGGAGGAAAUGCUCCAGGUGGCUCGAGCAUGACUUAGGAGAUAAAGAUGUUAAACACUGAGUAAUAGGGACCUGACUUACGCGGAAAAGAAAGGGCAUCAUAAAAUAGUCAACAUGGACUUUGAACAUAUGGUGCACAUUGAAUGUGUCUUUGUGUUGUCACGCCUGGGCCACACUGGAUGCACGAGCAGCAAAUUCUGCUUUUCACAACUUCCUAUAACCGUCCCAUACCGAGAGCUGUUACCUGUUCUCGCUGCGAGCUACAUGCACCACACUUAAUGGUGCCAGUUUCAAAAUAAAAGGCACUCUCGCGUUGUGUUCGUCUUCAACGAGUCAAAUCAUGUUGUUCAACUAGGCUUUUGUUGUAAAAUAUUUGCAGCACUUCACACUGAGGAGUCCUGGCAUUUAGUCAAGAACACAGGUGCAUUUGAAAUGUUUAUUAUAUUUGCAUUUCAAAAGGCAAACUGUAACAUAGCAGCAGCAGCACAUACACUCCACUCAUGUGUCCAGUGUGACCCUGGCCAAAGUUAAUUCUGAAUGUUUCCUGUUCCUCUAAAAUCAAAGCGGAAUCCUGAAUGGAUGCCAAUAAUGAACCUAUGUACUUGAUUUUAUUGUAUGUUUAAGUGUAAAUCGUGUCUAUAUAUAUCAUUUUGCACAAUACAAUUAUAUAUAUAUAAAAAUUGUAUUCCCAUUUUGGACAAUAACUACCUACUGCUGUAAUCUAAAUAUUUACCGUUUGUCUUCUAAGAACAUAAGUGUGAAGUUUAAGUUGCACAGAUGUUUUUAAUUUUUGAGGACCCAACCAUGACAAGUGCAUGUUAUUGCAAAAUACUGGCAUAAAGAGGUUAAUUCCUGUCCAACCACAUCAAAUCUGAACUGUUCCCGAGAACUCAUUUUAAUUAGGUGUGCAGCUCAGGCAAGGCAAGACGGAACAACUACUUCCUAUGCCUGUAUUUGGCAUUUCUUCUCAGAAAUGUAGCAUAGGUGAAAAACAGAUUAAAGUAUGUAAACCUUAUUCUUUGAGGGUACCAGGGUUCUGGAAUCACUUCCUACUGAAAUGCAAAUAACCAGACAGGUUGACAGCCCAUCACAAGGCUAAACACAGAAAACAUAUCAAACCUAAUGUUCACAGUAAUCCUAACCCAAAUCUGAUUUUUGUACACACACACACAGUGCCUUAAAACCAUUUUUUCCCCUGAACAUUUUAUUUCAAAACUACAUGUUCUAUUUUUCUGGGAUGUGUUCAAAUAAAGUUAAAAUGCUAUUUUAUAGCAUUGCUAAAAUCCAAUCCAAAUGACAUGGAGAGGAAAAAUAGAAUGACUGUUCCUUACAGCCAUACACCAAGUUGACCCAGGGAUUUCCAAAGAGUUAAAAGUGAUUUUUUUGUUUGGGAAAUUUAACAGCAUUAAACCUGUGUUGCAAUUCUUUCUAAGGAUUGCGAGAUCUGUCAUUUAAAGAAAGCCAUGGAGGAACAAAAAACAGAUACAAAUCUAGUUUUUAGAGUUUUAUUCAAAGCAGAGACAGAUAAAUUGGUACAUGCAGAUACAUCUUAUCCCCUUUUCCACUAGAACUGUGCCAAACUGUCCAGAACUGGCUCACUCUACACAUGAAUAUAAAUGACAGAAUCAACUAACGUCAAUAAACUGUAGAAACAUG